AUGUUCUCCCCGAGACUGGGGUCUCUUCCUCUAGCGCCCCAUCCAUUUAGUUAUUCUCCGAUUUUCGCGCAUGCACAGUACAUCCAGGAGGCCAAAUCCAGGCGGGUCGGCUCUGGUUGCCGACGGCCUACCUUAGUCUUUUCACUGGCCGAGUCGGUUCAUAUUUGCCCGGAUGGAACUAUCGAGCUGGUAGCAAAUAAGGAAGGGGCGAAGUGCGGACGCUUCACUGAUAGUGGUGAUGAUUUCUUCGUGCUAGACUCACAUCUUGCAUGCAUAGGGGGGUCUGGCGCAGGUUGGGGGCUUACCAUGCCGGCCCAGAUGGCGUUGUUCAAGGUCGAGCCAGGUCCGGGUUGCACCAACAGUAGAAUGGGAAGGGUUACGUAA
Molecule: messenger RNA, 384 nt
Organism: Aspergillus ochraceoroseus IBT 24754
Lineage: Eukaryota; Fungi; Ascomycota; Eurotiomycetes; Eurotiales; Aspergillaceae
Exons: 2
Coding region: 1-384 (127 amino acids)
Source: RefSeq, a predicted model, not a curated record